CCGUUGGCCAACGUAACGCAUACAUUAUCACAUACCGUACCUCUCUAUAAAAUACUACCAAACCACCGAAUCCACAUACUACAACUUUGGAGGUCUGAGUGAGUCAUCGACAAGUCCACGAUGGAGGGUCGAUGUUUCCUCUUUCUACUGUUCCUCCUUGUGCCGGCAUUGACUCAAGACUCCCCCUGCCCUGAUGGCUGGGUGGACAUUGACGAUUGUUGCUACUACUUCUCUGAGGACAAAGUGAGCUACAGUGCGGCAAAGUAUGAAUGUGAGGAGUACCUAGACGGCGACCUGGUCGCCUUUGACGACUGUGACGAAAUGGAACAGAUUACGUCAAUUGGCGAACCUUGCCCGUACUGGGUCCACCCGACGACCGAUCUCGACUGCUUGGGGGAAGAGCCAGAAUAUGAAAACAAGUACAUCUGCAAAAUCGAUAAAGAAACAGACUGUGAAGCAUACUGCGGCGGCUCGUGUUGGGAGGAGGGUGCGAUCGGCUGUGCUUGGCCAUUCGGCUCUAGGUCUAACGACCCCCGAUGCAGCUGUCCAGACGGCUACUUUUGCUGCGUGCCAACUAACGGGACUACCUGCGUCGGGCACUGUCCAGGAGGAGAGUGUAUUGAUCCCGACCCAAACAUGGCGAAUGGAGGUUGUACUGGAGUGUGGAAGGAUCCUGAAGAGUGCUCGUGUCCAUACGACCAGCGCUGCUGUUGUCCACAAGUAACGGAAUGUGAAAACUACUGCUACGGCAUGUGCAAGUACUACUAUGAGGAGUGUACCGGAGACUACGAGUGGGUCUCUGACGGGGCCAGUUGCUCCUGUGAGGGCGACAAACGCUGCUGCGUGCCGAAAACGCCCAGCUGCCGAACAAGCUGUGAAGGGAAGUGUAUAGAUGAAGACGAUCCGUGUGACGGACAGUGGAUGGACCCUGACCUGUGUCCAUGCCCAGACUUCGGGCGCUGCUGCUGUAAAAACGAUACUUCUACUACUGAGCCUCCUCCUACAGAGUGCCCAAUGACGGACCCACCACUUUCCACGGAUGAGCAUGGUUGUGGGCUGCCCGAGGUUGCAUCCAUACCAGACGAUAAAGUUUUCGACUUUGAAGGCAUGUACGAAACUCUGACGUACGCUGAAUCUGAUGAGGACGCGGCUGACACAAAAUUCGAUCAGGUCAAAGAAGAGUUUGAGAAGUUGAGUUACAAAGACGGAGAUACCCUGUCAAGCAUGUCAGGGGAUCUCACGGAGGCCGUCAGAGCAGAAAGGGAUGCCUGGGUUCUGCAAUACACCGACCCUGACACUGGCUUCGAAAUUUCCAUCAUGCUUCCAGGCUUUGACCCCAGAACAGGGGUGCUGCCAGAAGAUCUAGACCUCUCGGGACUCUCUGUUAGCGUUGAGUUUAGAGCCAGACUCGAUCUUUUGAGGCAGCGUUACUUAGCAUUGCGGCUCAGUGUGAAUAUCCAAGCCUUCCUUCCAGAUUGCGACCUUAUAAUUGAAGUUGAGCUGAAUGUGUAUUUCCGUCUUGUUAGGGUGCCCCUAGUUCUCAUAACCUGCGUCACAAUAGAGUGUGAGGCAAUAAUCAUUGUCCCAGUUAUUUGCUACACCCAGACCUGGUACUGGGUAGGUGAGCCAUAUUGUGAUUGGUAUCUGGUGACGAGAUGCUACGUCAAGUAUCUGAUCAUACACCUCACCUGGUGGGUCAGAGUCUGGUGGAUCACAGCUUUCCCACCAUGGGCAAUACAACCUCUACCAGAGUGUCCCGACCCUGACUUGGGUGCUAUAGCUCCUUAUGAAGGGUUCAAUCGAAGAUUCUUGGAUAUGGCAAUGGACAACUUCAGGUCUAGAAUUUCUGACGACAUGUCAACAGAACUUCGCGUAGAUGAGUUCUCGUUUGUGUAUGAGGCGGAGUUACAGGAUAGGGAUAACACUGCACUCCUGGAUAUGGAUGGUAGUGUGACGGACGCAGUCAACGGCGCGAGGGACAUGUGGAUCCUAACGUUUAGGGAAUCAGAGGGCGACAUGGAAACCAGCAUUCUACUCGAAAACUUUGAUCCAACAGUUGACGAGUUACCGGACGAAUAUGAACUCGGUGACCUCUCCGCCUUCGGAGCGUACAGCCAGCGCUACCUUCUGCUGUUCAGCCAGCGGUACAGGGAGAUGAGGGCGUCGGUAUCGCUCCGGCUCAUCUUCCCGACAGACUGCGGGCCCGGAUUCUUCUCCCUUCAGCUCAACGCGCGCUUCACCCUACGAAGGCUCCCGUUCUUCCUGCUAGCUUGCUGGGAAAUUGAAUUUACAGAAUUUCUCAUCGUCCCAGUCCCUUGUUUUGAAAUCUGGAUCAUCUGUGGCAUAAAAGUGGUCAUACCUGUGAUCAAAGUCAUAAUCAUACGGCGAACAUACUGGUUCGGACUUUGGGUCUUCAUCCCACGUCCAGACUGUCCAUGGCCACCACCCGCAAAGCCAGGUUCGUGCAUCGAAAUGGGCUUCCCAACUGGUCGCAACAACGGUGACAUCGUCAGAUACGAGUGUAAGCCAGGCUUCCAAAGAUGCAAGGGACGGGAAACACUCGUCUGUUGGAAGGGGCAGUGGCGGCCUCAGGGUAACCAGCUGGAGUGCGGACCGGCCUGCCCCCCACACCCCCCAGCCGGGUACGGUGCGUACCGUGUGCGUUGCGUACGAACAAACGCCAACUGGCUCGGGGCGAAAGAAAAUUGUGUCUACAGAUGUUACAGAGGUUGGGUGCGUUGGACGGGCUCGUACAACAGGAUCUGUCGCAGAGGCGUCUGGACUGGGAGUCAGCUAGUAUGCUUCCCUCCAUGGAACCGGCCUGUCUUCCCACACGAUUGUCAGGACAUCAAAAACAUGGACCCGUCCCUGGACAGUGGAAUCUACAUGAUAUAUCCAAGCGGCCCCGAACCCGGGUUCCUGGUGUACUGUGACAUGGAGACUGACGGAGGAGGCUGGACGGUGUUCCAAAGGCGGCAGGAUGGCUCAGUGGACUUCUACCGCGACUGGGACGACUACAAACACGGCUUCCCAGCCGACAACAUGACGGGCGAAUUCUGGCUCGGCAACGACAAGAUUCAUCGCCUCACAGUGCAGAGGAACUACGCGUUGAGGGUGGACCUGGAGGCCGACGAUGGAGACACGGCAUACGCGGAGUACAGCUGGUUUGGUGUGAACUUUGACGGGGAUAACUACAGGGCCACCAUCGCAGGCUACUCCGGAACCGCAGGGGACUCUAUGCUCUCAACAACAGCAGGUCUCAGUCUAAAUGGAAUGGAAUUUAGCACCUACGACGAUGACAACGAUAAUGAGGCUGAUGGAAGUUGUGCCGUUCGGUUCCACGGCGCCUGGUGGUAUAAUGCAUGUGGUGAGUCCAACCUGAAUGGAGAGUAUGGUGGCACGGAUUUUGGGAAGGGUGUCGUUUGGAACUCAUUCAGAGGAAUGCGUGAAUCUCUGAAGUUCACUGAAAUGAAAGUACGACCCGUAACCUGAGUCAGAAAUGAUUGUUGCAAAACUGUGAUUGGCAAAAACGAUUCAGACUCUAUUCCUAAUUGUUCCUUAUUCUCAAAAAAUGUAUUUGGAUUAAACUCUUUGAUUUCUGAGAAAACUAAAGAUUCUCAUUUGCUCAGAUCUUUUCAGUGAUCACCAUCUGUUGUAUAAUAAAACCGACAAAGCAAUGGAAAAUGUUACCCCUUGAACUGUUUCUGAAAUAGAAAACAGUACAUCCUUCUCUCUUUUCUGUCAAAUCACAAUAGUAUCCUGACAUUUUGCAACCCUGACUCAUAAGAUCACAGCCUACCAUUAUCAACAUUACCGAUGUUUGAAUUCCAUAAGAAAAAUCACAAUUUUUUCAAGAAAAAUCAAUGUCCUCUCUUUUCUCGGCCAUCUUUCUGAAAUAUAUUGCCCCAGAAAAUCCAAAUCAGAAGUGUUGGUUCAAACACAUAAAAUAAUACGAUAGGUUUUCUGGCGAUGCUUUAGGGCGGAGCCUAAAUUCUGAGCCAAAUGUCCCUUGUUUGUACACACAAUGGACAGGCAGCUCAUGCCAUGCAAGCAUGCUGCAA
This is a messenger RNA of Branchiostoma belcheri (Belcher's lancelet), 4061 nucleotides long. RefSeq lists its product as uncharacterized. The record is from RefSeq and is a predicted model, not a curated record. NCBI's taxonomy places the organism in Eukaryota, Metazoa, Chordata, Leptocardii, Amphioxiformes, Branchiostomatidae. The transcript has 19 exons. The coding region runs from base 121 to 3492 and encodes 1123 amino acids.